Molecule: messenger RNA, 3481 nt
Organism: Bufo bufo (common toad)
Lineage: Eukaryota; Metazoa; Chordata; Amphibia; Anura; Bufonidae
Product: zinc finger protein 354B-like
Exons: 10
Coding region: 302-3226 (974 amino acids)
Biological process (GO): regulation of DNA-templated transcription
Source: RefSeq, a predicted model, not a curated record
UGGACCGCAUUUCCCAGAACUCUCCUUUGGCAGGGACCAGUGAAUAGCCUGCUGUUAUGGGGGUUGUAGUUCUGACUGAGAGCCUGCUUAGACAAUCCUGGCCUUGUUAUAUGGAUGUUACUGAUAGGAACCUGACAGAUAAUGGCAGUGCCCGUUCAGUCGGGGUGAUCUGGGCUCUCUGUGGAUAAUCUGCAUUGUGUGAUGCCUGCUGGGUGUUGUAGUAGGACUACAAGUCCCAGCAUUCUCAAGAUUUUCAGUGCCAGUGCAAAACAAGGGGAUCAGGACAGAAUUUAGCGGAAUCAUGCCUAGCUGUCUGGUGAACCAGUGCGUUAGCAAAACCGGAAGAAAAGGCCAGAGCGAGCAGAUCAUUUUGCACCCCUUUCCUAAGGACGUCUCAAGAGUAAUGGUAUGGCUGCAGCAGACCGGUCAGCUCUUCAAGGAUUUAAACGCUUUGGCCCAGAAGAUAUUGGAGGGGAACAAGCAGAACAAAUACCGCCUGUGCUCCUGCCACUUCACUCCGGAUUCCUACAUCAUUAACGUCAACCAUCACGGGAAAUCUUUGAGAGCUGACGCCGUGCCUUCCAUUUUUCCCAUUGUUAGAGACGGAGAAUGUAUUAUCGCAGAAAAUUUGAAGAAGAGCCGGUCCAGAAAAAGGAAGAGGCCUUUCGACACUUGCACCGACAUCCUCCAACAACCUCUGAUACAACUUCCAUCCAACUUCAUUAAUGAGACCAUGACAUUUGAAGAAGAAUUGCUUCAGGAUAUAGAAAUAACAAAAAUUGGAUUCUGCAGCAUCGGGACGCAAACAGAUUACGCGCUGUCCAAUUCCGUCCUUGUUUUCAACGGGAACCAAGCCAUGGGAUCUGAUGGUCAGGACCGAUCGUUCACACCCGAUUCCGCAGUUGCUUCGUCUUUGGAUCUGAUGUCUCAGCUGAAGCUACAUAUGGAUUCUUUAUUACAGGAGGUUCCUAUCAGAUUUGAUGAUGUGGCGGUGUACUUCUCGGCCGAGGAGUGGGAGAGUUUGGAAAUGGCGGAGAGGCUGCUGUACAUGGAUGUCAUGCUGGACAAUUACUACACUCUUUUCUCUCUGGGUUUUGUCUAUGAAAAACCUAAAAUCAUCUCCAUAAUUGAAAAAUGCCGAGAGCUUUGCAAAAUAGCAGAUAUGCCACCCAUCAAGGUGAAAGAGGAACCUGAGUAUUAUUCUGAUACUGACAUGUCCACCGGGUAUUGGAAAGUGGAAAGUUCUGUGAGCGGCAAGCAGGAACUUCUGUUCCAAACCCAGAUGUGCAAUGGUGUUGAGCAGCCGCUCUAUCAUAGAGAAGACUCUACUAGACCAGACCUGGUAGACCCAGGUUUCUAUAAUGAUGUGAAACGCAUGAAAGUGAAAGAAGAGCCUAUUGAUUAUUCGGAGACUGAUAUGUGCACUAGAGACUGGAGAACGGACCGUUCUGUAGGCAUCAAACAGGAACAUCCCUCACAAGCGCAAAUGUGCAAUGGAUUUGAGCGUCCGGUCUUUCAUUCAGAAGACUCGACUAGACUAGAUCGGGUCGACCAACGUUUCUAUAGUGACCUGAAAUUUAUCAAAGUGAAAGAAGAACCCUUUGAUUCUUCAGAGUCUAAUGUGUCCACUAGAGAUUGGACGGCGCCAAACAGAAAAAACAAACGGGAACUUCUGCUACAUGCACAGACGUGCAGUGAAGUUUUGCGGCCGGUCUUUCGUUCAGAAGACUCGACAAGACGAAACUUGCCAAACCAAAGUUUCUAUAAUGAUGUGAAACUCAUCAAAGUGAAAGAAGAACCUUUUGAUUAUUCAGAGACUGAUGAGUCCACUAGAAAUUGGAGAGCGGAAAGCUCUGUCUGCAUCAAACAGGAACAUCGUCUACAAGAACCAUCGUGCAAUGGAGUUGAGCAGCCACUCUAUCGUUCAAAAGACUCUACUAGACAAGACUUGGUAGACCAAAGUUUCUUUAAUGAUGUGCAACCCAACUCGGUGAAAGAGGAACAUGAGUAUUUUUCAGAGACUGAUGUGCCCCCUAGGAGAGAGGAAAGUUCUGUUUCCAUCAAGCAGGAACUUUUGCUAGAAGCGCAAAUGUGCAAAGGCGUUGAGCAGCCAGUCUGUCAUUCAGAAGAUCCUACUAAAGACUCUGUAGACCAACUGUUCUGUGAUGGCAGUAAGUCUCUAGUUGAGACAAACAGUGACCAGCCUCAAGGAAAGACGUGGACUGGGUUAGGGGGCACCAAGUCUGAACUGAUAGCGAAGUGUAAAUCUCACGUCACCGAGAAACAUUACACAUGUACAGACUGUGGAAAAUGCUUCAACCGGAGUUCCCAUCUAUUAAGACACAAGAGGAUCCAUGUAGGCGAGAGGCCAUAUUUUUGUGGUAAAUGUGGAAAAAGUUUCAUUGAUAGCUCCCAGCUCGUUAUACAUAGAAGAACCCACACCGGUGAGAAGCCAUACGCCUGUAGCGACUGUGACAUGAAGUUCAUAUGUAAGUUGCACCUUGUGAGGCACCAGCGAUCACACACUGGUGAACGUCCGUAUGUGUGCAGCAAAUGCGGCAAAGGGUUUGCUCAGAGCUCCAAUCUUCUCACUCACUUGAGGACCCACACUGGGGAGAAGCCAUAUUGUUGUUCUUCCUGUGAAAAGUGUUUUAUCCGGAGGUCCCACCUCGUGCGUCAUCAGCGGAUUCACACUGGACAGGGGCCCUAUGCAUGCAAUGAAUGCGACAAAAGUUUCACAGAAAGUUCUGGUCUGCUAAAACAUCUGAGAACACACUCGGGAGAAAAACCUUAUACCUGCAGCCAGUGUCCAAAAUCAUUUACCGACAAGUCCGCAUUGGCCAACCACCAAAGAACGCACACUGGGGAGCGGCCGUAUCCCUGUAGGGACUGCGGAAAGACGUUCUCUCACAGCUCCGCCCUGGUGAAGCAUAUCCGCAUUCAUACCGGUGAAAAGCCAUACGCAUGCAGAAAAUGCGGGAAAGGUUUUUCUCAGACCUCGGCCCUCGCGAAUCAUGAGAGAACUCACACUGGACAAAAGCCGUUUUCAUGUUCUGACUGUGGGAAGUGUUUUACACAAGCAUCAUCCCUUGUAAAACACCAGCGGACUCACACAGGAGUGAGGCCGUACACAUGCGGACAGUGUGGGAAAAGUUUCACCUACAGCUCCGUGCUAGUUAAACAUGAGAGGACACACAAAAAAACGAAAGUUGAUUUAAAUAUGUAAAGAAUAGGUGAUGUCUAUGACGGCUUCCGCUCACGCUUAUGGAGUCAGAUACCAUCAGUGACAGCCUGACUUCAUUCUCCUGGCUGCCAAACACAAGCAAGGUUACUAUAUGAAUUUAGUCGGCUGGGACCAUGGCAUCCAGGUUUUGUCCAGCACUGUAUAUACUGUAUAGUCUUUACUCUCCUCAAUCUCUGCUCUUUUACUUGACUGUCCAUAUGGUACCAUGGUCUGAAUAAACAUUGCAGUAAGUGGCUG